This is a messenger RNA of Cladocopium goreaui, 498 nucleotides long. NCBI's taxonomy places the organism in Eukaryota, Dinophyceae, Suessiales, Symbiodiniaceae. The record is from the annotation of a GenBank genome assembly.
AUGGCACAUGUCCGUUGGAGCCAGGUGCCCUUUGCGACUGUGCACCAUCAUGAGGACGAUGACGUUAAUGACGUGCAGCGCAGGCCACAGAUCCGAGCCCCAAGGGACCGUGAGCAGUCCAGGCGGAUCUGCUGGCCGGCAGUGGUAGCUGCUGUGGCCGUGUGCCUUUGCCUAUCCAUUUGGCAACUCAGCAGCCAGACGAACCACCUCCCUGAGGAUGCGGAAGCGCACGGGGACGUGGAAGAAAAGCAGGAAGUGCCACCAGCAGGAUCACAAGGAGGUACCUUGGAAGUGGGGCCAGGAUGUCCUUCGGCUUGUGGUAGCUUUGUGGCCUGCACCUUGAAUGUCACAAGUCAAAACAACAAUUUCCCGCUGGAGAUCAUGCAGAACCAAGGGUUCUUCCCCCUGAACCCCAAUAUCGAAACCAUCCUCUCCUUGACGCGGCUGUUCAACAAACAGAUCACUCCUUUCGUGGCCUGGAUCAAAUUUGUGAGGUGA